AGCCAUGUUUAUGGGAAGACUGAUCCAGCAAACUUCACGGAGACUCUUAUCUUCAUCAAGCAAUGAAAUUCUUCUGACUUACCCAGAGUCCAACCCAGGAAUAGCUCUUCUAGGUUUGAAUAGGCCUCCUGUAAAUGCUGUAAGUUUGUCACUAGGUGCACAACUUCGAGAGGCAUUAGCUGAAAUAAAGUCAAAGAAAAGUCUCCAAGGAGUUAUUCUCUACAGUACUUCACCUAAGAUAUUCUGUGCUGGGGCAGACUUAAAAGAGCGUCUGUUUAUCAAGGAAGAGGAUGUCCCAGGUAUGGUGAGAACAUUUCGGCUGAUGAUCCAAGAUAUGUAUGAGUUACCUAUGCCAGUGAUUUGUGCAAUUGAUGGUGUCGCUAUGGGUGGAGGACUGGAGCUUGCACUUGGUACUGACAUACGAAUCUGCAGUACCACAGCCAAGAUGGCACUGUCAGAAACAAAAUUGGCAAUAAUUCCUGGUGGAGGUGGAACUCAGCGCCUCCCUAGGGUUGUUGGAGUUCCUAAAGCAAAGGAGCUUAUAUUUACUGGAAGGGAUGUUUUUGGAGAAGAAGCAGAAAGGAUUGGACUGGUCAAUGCCUGUGUAGAUCAGAAUGAAGAGGGAAAUGCAGCAUUUGUUAAGUCUCUGGAAAUGGCCUCUUUACUCCAGGAAAGAGGUCCAGUAGCAUUAAGGAUGGCUAAGAAAGCCAUCACUGAAGGUUUUGAGGCAGGGCCUAUCAGAGCUGGGUUAGAGAUUGAACAUGAGGCUUAUUUGGGUGUCAUUCCUACUACAGAUAGGAUUGAAGCUUUGAUGGCUUUCAGAGAGAAACGUAAACCUAAUUUCAAAGGAGAAUGAAUCAUCUAAAACAUUAGGAUAUCUACUAAGUUUGUGUUUGUAAAAUAAAUCUAAUCUGUCUUCAAAAAUGUUUACCAAUCUAUUUAAUAAUUUGAUUUAUAAUGUGGUACAGAGGUUUUAGUAAUUUAUUAAAUAACGUUUGUGAUAUGACAAAGAACCGCAAUUAUGUUUCAAAGGCUGUGAUCCCUCAAAACCACAAAGAAAUUGUGGUUUCUUCAUUUUUUCAAUUAAGGAAGUACAUUAUAUGUACGCUGAGCUUGAUCUUGUGUGAUUGCAUUACCAUGAUAAAAAAAUUUUUAUAUCAAUGAUUUAUAUGUAUAUUAUA
This is a messenger RNA of Bolinopsis microptera, 1181 nucleotides long. RefSeq names its product methylglutaconyl-CoA hydratase, mitochondrial-like. The transcript has 2 exons. Gene Ontology annotation, cellular component: mitochondrion. The record is from RefSeq and is a predicted model, not a curated record. Bases 5 to 856 code for a protein of 283 amino acids. NCBI's taxonomy places the organism in Eukaryota, Metazoa, Ctenophora, Tentaculata, Lobata, Bolinopsidae. Gene Ontology annotation, biological process: fatty acid beta-oxidation.